Messenger RNA from Cataglyphis hispanica, 1097 nucleotides. RefSeq names its product probable small nuclear ribonucleoprotein Sm D1 (gene SmD1). Gene Ontology annotation, biological process: spliceosomal snRNP assembly; RNA processing. Gene Ontology annotation, molecular function: RNA binding. Gene Ontology annotation, cellular component: commitment complex; U5 snRNP; U4 snRNP. The coding region runs from base 22 to 393 and encodes 123 amino acids. The transcript is spliced from 5 exons. The record is from RefSeq and is a predicted model, not a curated record. Lineage: Eukaryota; Metazoa; Arthropoda; Insecta; Hymenoptera; Formicidae.
UAUCAUUACACUAGCCUUAUCAUGAAGCUAGUGAGAUUUUUGAUGAAACUCAGUCACGAGACUGUGACAAUAGAACUGAAAAAUGGAACUCAAGUCACCGGUACAAUUACAGGUGUAGAUGUGGCAAUGAACACGCAUUUAAAAACAGUGAAAAUGACGAUAAAGAACCGCGAUCCGAUACAAUUGGAAACUUUAAGUCUGCGAGGAAAUAAUAUUAGGUAUUAUAUUCUGCCGGAUUCUCUUCCCUUGGAAACAUUGCUGAUUGACGACACACCGAAAGCUAAGGCUAAGAAGAAAGAAGCUGCAAGAGGUGCGGCACGUGGUAGAGGACGUGGCGCUAGGGGUGGUAGAGGUGGCAGAGGUGGCCGAGGUAGAGGGAGAGGCAGACGAUAAUAAUUUAAAAUAUAUCCUUCACAAGAUUACACACAAUCACAUUUUGUAUCUUAAGAAGAGAAAACCAAAUUUUUCUACUUUAAGGUAUAUUGCAGUCAUUAUCCACCUAAUUUUAUAAAAAAAAGAUGUAUCUAUAAAAAAAUUAUCCAUUGAUGUAGAUAAAUUGAUGCUAAAUUUCAAGAUAUAAUGUGAAUAUUUAUUUACUCACAGAUUUAAGUAUAAUAUACAUUGACACAGGCAUUCCAAUAUCUUAUUCGAUUUUAGAAAGUAUAUAUUCAAAAUGAAUAUAUGAAAAAAUGAUGACAAUAUGAAAAAAUGACGAUAAUAUGGAAAAAUGUAUAAAACUGGUUUCUUCUUCAAACAAUAAAAUCGAACUUCUAUUACUUACUGUAAAAAUUAAGUUAGUUUUCAAUCAUGAUUUAUUUAAUAUAAUUCCAAUCUCUAUUAAUUUGUGUUAAUCCAAUAUACUGUAACAAUAAAUAGCAUUAAUUGUGCAAGUUUUCAUGAAAAAAGUAAAAUCACAAAUUAUGGUCAUGAUUAUACAUGACAUAAAAUCACGAUGGUACAAAUUACACUUAUUUCAUAUUGAGAUUGUUAAUGACGAUAGCGUUACAAUCUACUUGAUUAAACUAGAUAAUAAAAAUUUUUCUGUACGAAUUAAGUAUUAUGAAGACUUUCUGAAUAAAAAAUAUUGAUAAAAACAA